GCAGCGGUUACAACUCCACGUUCUUCCAUCAACAAUCAUUCAGUAUUCAAAAAGACACCAAAUAAUCAAAACUCGCUAAGUUGAUAAGAGACGACCUGGUCAGAACCUCAGCGCGGAUCAGUCGACGCGGUCUUACGAAAAUCUGAACGUUCGGAGCAAAAGUACACUAGUGAUAGCAACAACAGUGCGAACUUGUCACAUUUUAAAAAUUCAAAUUCUAAUUAAAAGCGGCAUUCUUCGACGCGGCCUAAUUUCACCUAGUAAAGGGCGAAUUUGCAUACAGAUAAGCUCAUUUUGGCGGCACACAAAACGCGAAAAACCAUCUGUUGAUCUGGGGAAAGUUUGUAAUUGGGAAUGUGCAGCGAGAGUAGAGAGAUGUACAAGUUCGAAAUGAAAUAGAGAAAGUUUUCGGGAAAUUCCGUUACACUACAAUCUGGCGACAAAUGUUUUCUUUUGGACGCUUCUGGGACGCACGAAUUUUCCUAAACAAAGCCGCUUCUGCCACAGUGAACUCGAGUAGACGGACACUAAUAAACACUUGAAUUUUUAAUAAAAUACGUACCUAAAAUUUGUGAUAUUUUUUCUGUUCUAGUUGUAGUUUUUUAUCUGAACCCCUAGCUGAUUACUGUAGACAUAUCAGGAAUAGUGCUUCAUUGGUAGAAUAGUUCAGAUCUUUACGAAUUUUCUUCUAUGAACAUUUCUACUUCUGAGCAAUCUACGGCUGACGAGGAAGUAAUUGUGAUUCGAACAUAGUGAUAUUUUCCAAAAGUGACGAUGAGUUUAUCGCGUUCCUGCUUGUCUAACCGGACGAUGAAUGGAAAGAUUUCAUCCCUCGUAGAACAACAUGGUACCGUGGGGGCCUUACGCCCCUCGGCGGUGGCGAGAGUGGGUCAGGCCGUCAACGUGGCGGUGGAGCGUUUCGUCACCGUCGGCGAGGCGAUCGCAGACGAUUAUCCUGAAGUUCGACAAGGCAUGUACGAAGCUUGCAAGGAAGCGCGCCAAGCCGGCGGAAUAAUCGAGCAGAUUUGCGAGGAAACCGACGAAGAGGUCCUCCCGGACCGCACAACCCUGGUUCGCGCCGCAAGAUGUCUUCUGGGAGCCAUCACUCGAGUCCUACUUUUAGCCGACAUCGUUGUGGUAAAGCAGCUGCUUCUGGCAAAAGACAAGGUCUCGCAUAGCUUAGAUCGUUUAGAAUCCGUCAACAAUUUCACGGAAUUCGUGAAGGCGUUCAGUCAAUUCGGCGCGGAAAUGGUCGAAUUAGCCCAUUUAACCGGUGACAGGCAGAACGACUUGAAGGAUGAGCGAAGGAGGGCACAGAUGGCCGCAGCCAGGCAGGUUUUGGAAAGAUCGACGAUGAUGUUACUCACUUCGAGUAAGACAUGCUUGAGGCACCCCGACUGCAGCUCAUCGAGGGAGAAUCGCGAUACGGUCUUUUGUCAAAUGAGAAGAGCGAUGGAUCUGAUACAUUUCGUCGUGAAAGAUGGCGUUUUAAAUUCGAGCGAGACGUCUUGUCGGACCACUCAUGGGGAGGAAUUAGAGAGCGACCGAGGGAGCGCCUACGCCUGCAUGCGGCAUCUGCAACAUCUACUGGAGCUGAAUAAAGUUACAAUGGAUCAUUCCUGUCAAGAAACUCUUCCAGCUGCUCUAGAAGCUGUCUUAGAAAGAACUCAGGAUUUCACUGAUAGUGCCUAUACUAGCCAUGAACAUAGAGAAGCCAUUCUAGAAAGUAGUGAAAGACUAAAGACGGAAGUUGAUCAUCUUUUAGGGCUUUACGCUAAUAUAAUUGAUUUCGAGGGUGCUAUUAACUGUCCAGAAGUUGAGAGUUCCGUGUCGGCUUGUAUAAAUUCAGCUCGCGACUUGUCCCGACACUUGUCCAACGCAGGGAUCCAGCAGGCACAGGAACUCAGCACUGCGACGAAGCAAGGACUGGAAUUAGUCAGUAGUAUUCGGCAACAGGCCCUAAUGUCUGAUAUCGAUAGACUUCACCACACCUCUAAUGCCUUUCAAGAUUCAAUCGACCACAUUUUGGAGGUCUGUAAAUUGCUGCGGCACGUCGCGGUUUCCGAGACGCUGCAAGUGUCCGCGAAAUUCACAGAAAUCAAUCUGCGGGUCUACGGGCCACAGGUGAUCACGGCUGCUAAAACGCUGGCGGCCUACCCAGGUAGUAAAAUUGCUCAAGAAAAUUUAGAAGUUUUUGCGGAUAUGUACCAGUGGCUUGUGUCUGACGUUACGACAAUCGUUAAGGAUGUACUGGAGGCGAGCCAGGCGAAACCGGAGAAACAGGUCUAUAUGUCGCUGCCGAGACCAGGUAAGCAUGGAACUACGUCGAAACCCCUUAAGGCUGUUAGACUGGAUACGGAGGAGCAGGAGAAAAUCGCCAAGUCGGGGCUGGAGAUGAAACUGAUAACUAGCGAAAUGGACGCCGAGACGGAUAAAUGGCAAGAGAGCAACACCCAAGUUGAGGAAAACAACGACAUCGUGAAAAGGGCUAAGAACAUGUCAGCUAUGGCUUUUUCUAUGUAUCAGUUCACUAAAGGAGAAGGUGUCUUAAAAACAACCCAGGACCUGUUCACCCAAGCCGAAUAUUUCGCGGAAGAGGCCAACAGACUGUAUAAGGUUAUUAGGCAAUUUAGUUAUCAGGUUCCCGGUGGUGCUAACAAAAAAGAACUCCUCGAAAACUUAGACAAAGUGCCAACGUUUGUGCAGAGGCUGCAGUUCACUGUUAAAGAUCACACUGUUGGUAAAGCGGCCACUUUUACAAAAGUUGACAACGUCAUCCAAGAAACCAAGAACCUCAUGAACGUUAUUUCGAAAGUGGUCACCACAUGUUUCGAGUGCGCUACCAAGUUCGGUAUAAUAAUGCCUCAGAGACUAAGGGUCCCGUGCGCAUCGUUGGAUGGUAGACCGUUACCGUACAAACUGGAAUUCAGGGGUUCAGGUAGCGGCGCCGGCCGAGGCGCAGGCGGAGAAGGCGGUUCUUCCAGCGGCAGCGGAACCGGCGGAGACAACAAGGGUGGAGGUGCUACAGGCCAAGACCAAAGUUUAUGACAGAUGGGGAUGUCCCGGCGCAAUAAGGGAGACUCGAGACGUACUCGAGUCUCCUUUUUAUUGUUCUAGGACAUCUGCCGUCGUUGUUAUAUUGUUACAAAGCAGAGGCUCCGCUACUAUGUUCAUAUGUCAGGUUUUCGAAGUUAUGCUCAUUGUAAAUCCAUUACCAAAGAAGUUCGUUGUAGACAUUAUGUUUUAUAUAUUUUUAAUUUUUAGACACUUUUACAGCCCGUUUCGUUUUUAUAUAUUGUAAAAUAGCAGUUACGCUGCAUAGAGUUGUUAUUUGUUAUUGGUGCAUUCGCCGGAAUGCGCAAAAAGAUAAUACAAAGAAAUGAUAGAUAAGGAGAGAUUUGACUGAGAGGGUGAAACGACCGACGUAUUUUUGUGAUGGGAGGUCGGUUGUUUGGGUGGAGAUUCGGACGGGGAAUAAACAGGGAUGGACUAAUUGAAACAAUCAUAAGACAUUGAUGACUAAUUAAGCCCUACACCAAUCAUUUCUUGUAACUCCAAUAUACUCAUGUAAUUGAUAGUAUUUUUAUUGGGUUUUUUACGUAGGUUUAAAAUAUGAAUGUGAUCUCUUUCGAUUUUCUGUUUUGUAUUCAUUCUGGGUUGGUUCUUCGACGUCUUCAAUCUAAUAUGUGUUUUAAUCUAAAAAUAGAACGAGAUGUUUUACUGUGUUUUGAUUCUAAUUGUCUGCUGAUGUGUGACUGUUAUUCAGACUAUUUAUGGAAUAUUUAAAAUACUAGGAUAUACUUAAAUUGUUGUGCCUGUAACAUAUUUAUAAAGAACUCUUCUCGUUACAGUUUAGUUGACGUAAUUGUGUAUUGGGACUGUAUUUUAUAAGAGAAAGUCACUUUAUUUCUUAUUUUCUUAACGAUUAUUCCUUGAAACCAAAGUUAUUUUUAUUAGGUUAUGAGCUAGUUUGUAUAGAAGAGAGACCUAUAAUAUUUUCAUGACCAGUAGGGGUUAGAUUUUGUACCUUUUAAAUCGUAUACUUGACUGUUAACGAUCUGGAUAUUAUCGACAUAGGUGUGCUACAGGGGGAUUAUUGUUGGUGUUUUGAAAAGUGUUUAUGCCGGGUUGAGUAAUAUCUCUUAAAUAAAGCAUAUAAUGUAAACACUGA
Messenger RNA from Zophobas morio, 4171 nucleotides. Its product is annotated as alpha-catulin. Gene Ontology annotation, molecular function: cadherin binding; actin filament binding. The coding region runs from base 775 to 3048 and encodes 757 amino acids. The transcript is spliced from 14 exons. The record is from RefSeq and is a predicted model, not a curated record. Gene Ontology annotation, biological process: Rho protein signal transduction; cell adhesion. NCBI's taxonomy places the organism in Eukaryota, Metazoa, Arthropoda, Insecta, Coleoptera, Tenebrionidae.